UGGCUACAGCAGGUGCACUGGUGCGUCGAGGCGAUUCUUCUCUUGUAACAUCCAGGAAUGUCCCGGCGAACAGAAGGACUUCCGCGCGGAGCAGUGCGCUGAAUUCAACGGCGUGCCAUUCGAGGGAAUUUACUACGAUUGGAUCCCAUACACCGGUGGGCCGAACAAGUGCGAAUUGAAUUGCAUGCCGCGCGGCGAGCGUUUCUUCUACCGGCACAGGCAGAUGGUGAUCGAUGGGACGCCAUGCGAAACCGAGAAGAACGACGUUUGCGUCGGAGGCAAAUGUAUGCACGUUGGAUGUGAUAUGAUGCUUGGAAGCGACGUGAGGGAGGACGUAUGCAGGGAAUGCGGUGGUGACGGGUCCAAUUGCAACACCGUUUCCGGUUUGUUUGACACCGAUGAUCUCCAAGCGGGAUACGUCGAUAUCAUAUUGAUACCCCAGGGUGCGACGAACGUGGUGGUGAAAGAAAUCGAACCCUCGAACAAUUAUCUAGCUAUUAGAAACACUUCGGGCAACUAUUAUCUAAAUGGAAACUGGAGGAUAGAUUUUCCACGGAGCUUGAAAUUUGCCGGGACCAUAUUCCAUUAUUCGAGAGAUCCGCAAGGUUUCUCGGCACCCGAUACCAUUACCGCCUUGGGGCCGACGAGUGAACCAAUUUACGUGGUGCUUUUAUAUCAGGACCACAACGUGGGAGUGCAUUACGAAUACAGCGUGCCGAAAAGAGUCUCGAGUCAUACUGACGCGGACAGCUACACGUGGAUAACUGAUGAAUUUUCCAGCUGCAGCGCGACUUGCGGCGGAGGUUAUCAAUCGAGACGAGUGGCCUGCGUACGAAGAAGGGACAGGCAACCGGUGGAUGAGAGCCUUUGCGAUCCACAGAUGGAACCAGCUGACACGGAGGCCUGUAACGUGGACCCGUGUCCACCUGCGUGGGUGGAAGGCGAAUGGGGCCGUUGUAGCAAGCAUUGCGGCGAAGGAGGCGAGCAGAGCAGAAGGAUCAAAUGCGAGCAAGUCGUCUCUGGCGGAAUACCAACGGUGGUGGACGAUAGUCAAUGCCUGGAGAAGGUGGGACCGAAAGGGCCGACCACGCAGGAGUGUAACAAGGACGUGGCGUGCCCGCAGUUCCACGUAGGGCCCUGGAAACCGUGCGACCGGUUGUGCGGCCCGGGCAAGCAAACGAGACGAGUGACGUGUUACAAGAAGGUUGACGGAAAGAUUCAAGUGCUGGAGGAUCAGGCCUGCGAGGAGGAGGCACCCGAGCGUGAGAAACCCUGCGAAUUGAGACCUUGCGCCGGCCUCGACUGGGUCACGUCGGAUUGGAGUGGAUGCGACGACAAAUGCGGACUGACCGAGGAGACCAGGACCACGUACUGCGCCACUCAAGACGGCACCGUUUAUCCGGACGAGAAAUGCGACGGCGAAAAGAAGCCGGAACUGACGCGCGACUGCGAGGCGAAGAAGGACUGCGAGUUCCUCUGGUUCGCUUCUCAGUGGAGCAACUGUUCAGCGAAAUGUGGGUCAGGCGUGCAGACACGCAAGGUGUUCUGCGGCACGUACGACGACGAAACGGUGAAGAAAGCGCCGGAUGAAAAAUGCGACGCGGCCGGGAAAUUCAACGAGACGAAGAACUGCACCGCCGAGGAGGAGUGCAAAGGCGAGUGGUUCGCUGGACCGUGGAGCAAGUGCUCGAAACCGUGCGGCGGCGGCACGAUGACCCGCAAGGUGAUUUGCAUGAAGGCCAACAAGACGGUACCGCUGAAUAACUGCGACAGCAACACGAUCAUAUUCUCUACGGAAAAUUGCAACGACCAGGCUUGCGAGGAAGACGAAGUGAUACCAAUGCAGCCGGAGAAGAUCAAAGAUCUCGCCGAGGAGGAGGACGACGAGUGCGAAGUAUACGAGGACGAAGACUUCGUGACCGUAUCCUCGAGCCUCGCGCCUAGCGAUAAAUCGAGCAGAGUGACUGACCUUACGGAGGCAACUCCUCUGAGCUCGCCAGACACCAGCGAUACCACCUCGAGCGACAUAUACGAUAAGAUGCAAGGAGACGAAGGGCCUACCAGGGGCGACAUAUCUCCGAGUGCAAUGGAAACCGUGGAAGGAAGCGGAUCGGACUAUACAGAUCCGCUGUUCACUUACACGUCGGAGUUCGAAGGCAGCGGGACUAGCGAAACUACCGACGAAUCGUUUACGACGGUAUCCGGAACAACGGAAUCCGUCGAAGGAUCCACCGAGGAUUCCACCGGGGAAUCGAUGACGCAGGAAACCACGGAGUCCGGCGAAACGGAUCUGACAACGGAAUCUGGCGCAACCGAGGAGACAACAAGCGAUCAGACGACAGAAACGCUAGGAAGCACCGAGAGUGGAGCAACUGAAGUUACCACCGAAUCCUCGGAAACGGAAGCUAGUGGAUCGAUGGAAUCCACUGAAUCGGCUCCAACAACAUCUUCGUCGGAAACUGAGAGCACCGUCACCGAACAGACUAUUUCAACGGAAGUGACACCUACCGAAGAAUCUGGAGCGUCGACAAUUACAGUGCCAGAGGUGAAAGGCGAGCCAGAAGAAGAAACGGAGGAAUCGCCGGUAACUGGUGAAACGACGGAAUCGGGAGUCACCGAAGGAUCCACGGUAUCAGGAUCGACAGAGCCAACAAUGACCACAGAGUCAGGGGCUACAGAAACCACGGAGUCUGGUGCUACUACGGAGUUCGGUGCUACAACAGAAACUGUCGCGACAGAAACCACCGAAUCGACAGAAUCUGGUGCCACGACCGAAUCUGAAGGCACUACAGAAUCUGGCGCUACGGAAGCAACCGAAUCGACAGAAUCCGGUGCCACCACGGAGGCCACAGAGUCAACAGAAUCCGGAGCAACUACCGAAACCACGGAAUCUGGAUCUACGGGAACUACCGAGUCUGGUAUGACCACUGAAUCUGGUGAAACAACAACCGAGGGAUCGACAGUUUCUGGCGAGACGACGGAGUCUGGUGCUACCACAGAGUCUGGUUCUACGGAAACUACAGAGUCUGGCGCGACUACUGAGAGCGGUGAGACCACUGUGUCUGGCGUGACCGACACCACUGUCUCUGGAUUGACACCAGCCACUGACGAGGAAGAGACUGAGACUACUGAAACAACGCACGUGUCUGAAUUGUGGACGACCAUUAGCCCGGAAGAGACCACGCGCAAGCAUCGCGUGUGCAAAGUGCCGAAGAAGAAGAAGACCUGCAAAACGUCGCCCUUCGGUUGCUGUUACGAUGGAAUCACCGCGGCAGAAGGGCCGUUUGGCCAAGGAUGCCCCACGAUACAGACUUGCAACGAGACCAAGUACGGUUGUUGUUCGGACGGUGUAUCUGCAGCCACUGGCCCAGAGAACCAAGGUUGUCCCGAGUCACACUGCGAGGAGACGUUAUUUGGUUGCUGUCCCGACGGAGUUACCGCUGCCGAGGGCAACGACUUGGAGGGAUGCAAGAAACCCUGCAACGAAACGGAGUUCGGAUGUUGUCCGGAUAACGAGACACCAGCCAGCGGAAAGGAUAACAUGGGAUGCUGCAACGCCACCGAAUUUGGUUGCUGUCCUGAUGGAAUUAAGCCUGCUUCUGGACCUGAUGAAGAAGGGUGUGAGGAAGAAACUACUUCUGUCAUGGCUGUCACGGAAGAGUACGAAGGAACUACUCUGCGCGAAGAUUGCGCCAAUACCACUUACGGAUGCUGUCCCGACGGUAUCACACCAGCUCUUGGCCCGAACAACGACGGCUGCCACAUGCCCUGCGAGAACAGCACUUAUGGCUGCUGCGACGACGGUAGCACUCCAGCACACGGUCCGAACAGAGAGGGUUGUUGUUUGUCGACACCGUUCAAGUGCUGUCCAGACAACAUACUGCCAGCUCGCGGUCCAGAUUUCUACGGUUGCGGAUGCCAAUACACGAGAUUCGGCUGCUGUCCAGACAACAGCACCGCCGCUCGUGGACCAAACAACGAGGGUUGCGGCUGCAAGUACACGCCGCACGGUUGCUGUCCAAAUCGCUUCACACCGGCCACUGGACCAAAUUACCAAGGUUGUUCCUGUUACACGUAUCAGUUCGGUUGCUGCCCCGAUGGUGUCACCAUCGCCAAAGGACCUCACGGACAAGGCUGCGGUUGCGAGAACACAGAAUUCAAGUGCUGCUCGGAUGGAAGAACGCCGGCGAAGGGUCCGAACUUCGCCGGAUGCACUUGCGACGCCUCUAAGUACGGAUGUUGCCCGGAUGGGUCCGAGGAAGCUCAAGGAGAGAACUUUGAGGGCUGUUUGUCGGUUCCACCUACUCCUGGGGCGGCGUGCGCCCUGGAGAGGGACAGAGGACCCUGUCGAGACUUUACCGUCAAAUGGUACUUCGACACGGAGUACGGUGGAUGCUCGCGGUUCUGGUAUGGUGGUUGCGAGGGUAACGACAAUCGAUUCAAGACCCAGGAAGAGUGCAAAGAAGUGUGCGUGCAGCCGAAAGGCAAAGACGCCUGCAACUUGCCAAAGAUCUCCGGGCCAUGCGAGGGAUAUUUCCCUACUUGGUACUACGACACCGGUAGAAAGCAGUGUGGACAAUUCGUCUACGGUGGCUGCCUCGGAAACGCGAAUAAAUUCAAGACCAGGGAAGAAUGCGAAGAACUCUGCGUCACUCCUGAUGAUCUUGAUCCUUGCGAGCAGACGAAAGAGCCAGGUCCCUGCGAGGGCAACUUCACCAGAUGGUACUUCAACGCAGAAUCGCAAGCCUGUGAGCAAUUCCGCUACGGCGGCUGCAAAGGAAACGAUAACAACUUCGCGACGGAAAUCGCUUGCCACCAACAAUGCUUGCAACCAGGAAGGAGACGAGUAAAACUGACAGACGUGUGCCGCCUGGAGAAAGAUACCGGCCCUUGUCCGGGCUCUGUGUUACGCUGGCAUUAUGACGCCGCGCGUCAGACGUGUAGCCAAUUUCUUUACGGCGGUUGCAAAGGCAAUGCUAAUAGAUUCCGUACGCGUGCUGCCUGUGAGCAGCGCUGCCCUGUGAAAGAUAGUUGCUUGCUGCCGCGAGCCGAAGGUAACUGCGGCGAGAAGCAGUCUCGAUGGUACUUUGAUCAGUCGGAGAAUCGGUGCAUGCCAUUCUAUUAUACUGGUUGCGGUGGGAAUAAAAAUAAUUUCGAAUCUAGGGACGCAUGCGAGUCUGAUUGCCCGGCUAAAAUUGAGCAAGAUACCUGUCUCUUGCCCGCGCUUUUGGGAGAAUGCCACAAUUAUACCCAACGAUGGUACCACGACUCGUACGAGCAACAAUGCAGACAAUUCUACUACGGUGGCUGCGGUGGGAACGAGAAUAAUUUCAUUACCGAACAGGAUUGUGUUAACAGAUGCCAAACUACUAUCACCACCUCCGCGCCAUCGAGAGAAGUCGAAUUUAGACCUGACUUCUGCUUCCUUCCGGACGAGCACGGCCCAUGUUCGGAGGAACACGUCAAAUGGUUCUACGACAGCAGAGAGGGUGUCUGCAAACAGUUCAGAUAUGGCGGCUGCCAGAGCAACGGAAACAAUUUCAACAGUCGCGAAGAAUGCGAAUAUCGAUGUGGAGACGUGCAAGAUCCGUGCACUCUGCCCAAAGUUGUCGGCCCCUGCAACGGUUUCGUGAGGCAAUACUACUACGAUCAUCAGUCAGAUUCCUGCUACGAAUUCGAGUACAGCGGCUGCCAAGGGAACAAGAAUCGCUUCCAGGAUAAAGAAUCAUGCGAGAGCAAGUGUCAGAGACGUAGUCGAACAGAAGUAGCCGCGCACGUCACGCCUGCUCCAGUGGAAACUAGCUCGAAGAGUCCCAUUUGUUACGCGACUGUCGAUCCUGGCUCUUGCAACGGCGACAUCACCGCGUUUUACUACGACGCACACAAUCAGAUGUGCCAGGCGUUCAUCUAUGGCGGUUGCGAAGGAAACGCGAAUAGAUUCCAGACGGAGGAACAGUGCGAACGUCUCUGCGGAAAAUUCCAUGGACAAGAUACUUGCAAUCUACCGGUGGAUCCUGGCGAGUGCAGAGGCUCCUUCCAAAAAUACUACUACGACCCGGUCAGUCGCAUUUGUCGCGAAUUUGUCUACGGCGGUUGCGAGGGCAACGCGAACAGAUUCAGCACGAUGGCAGAGUGCGAAUCGAUUUGCAUUCAUCACGAGGAGCCCGUGCCAUCUGGAAACGACACAAGCCUUUCCAGUCUGUCGAUUUGUAAAGAGCCGGUCGACAUUGGAUCGUGCACGUCCGGUUCUACUAAGCGAUUCUACUUCGACGAGGAACUGCAAACGUGUCGAGCGUUCAUUUACACCGGAUGCGGCGGAAAUCGUAACCGAUUCAAGACCUUCGAGUCUUGCAUUAACACUUGUCUUAGCACCACCAACGAGAUCGACGUAGACUCCGGAAAGGACACGAAGGAUCCUUGCACGGAAGCUCGCGAGGAAUGCAACACCAUUCGUUGCCCUUACGGCAAGGAGGCGUUCGUAGAUUCUCAAGAUUGUGAGCGAUGUCGUUGCGUGGAUCCUUGCAGGACGCAGAUUUGUCCAGACAACACGAAAUGCGCCAUCACUCUGGUCGCUACCAAGGAUGGAACCGAAUACAAGGGAGUUUGCAGAUCAGUUACGAAACCAGGCCAAUGUCCAAGCGUGUCGAACAGCACAAGGUGCGAACAGGAAUGUCUAACAGACGCGGAUUGCGCCGGAGAAAUGAAAUGUUGCAACAAUGGCUGCGGUGCAUCCUGCCUCGAACCACCUGCGGAGGAUGUUCCAGCAACUUCUCCAAGAGUACCGGUCACUGUACCACCAGUUGGAGCGGAACCAGCCUCGAUCAAGCAACCGGAAGAGCCGAAAGUCAGCGCUCAAGAGGGUGGCUACGUAACAUUGACGUGUAUCGCCCUAGGAAAUCCAAAACCAGCCGUUACGUGGAGGAAGGGCACGACGCUGAUUGCAGCUUCAGAGAGCAGGCGUCGCAUAUUGCUGGACGGUUCUCUUCAGAUCAUCAAUUUAGACCGAUACGACGGCGGGACUUACGUCUGCACAGCUGACAAUGGCUUAGGGCCACCGGUAAGAGCGGAAUACCAAUUGGUGGUCACAGAACCGAAAGAACUGGCCGCGGCCAUCGUCGGAGAGCCUAACACUCACGUAACGGUCACCAUGAACUCGCCUAUAUCUCUGCACUGCUACGCAUGGGGCUGGCCGAGGCCUUUCGUCACUUGGUGGCAAGGUGAUCGCAUGCUGCCACUUACCUCGGAGCUUUACGAGCAAGACUCUGAGUACACGCUUUUGAUACGGUCUGUCACACUGCCAACCUUGGGCGUGUACACCUGUCAAGCGUUCAACGCGAUCGGCAGAGCUGCGUCCUGGUCGGUGACGUUGCAAGCUGUCGGCCCGGUGUACAAUGUGAAGCCAGAGUACGAGAAGUAUCUCAAGUACUUGGUCGAUCCGCCUAGAAAGCACGAGAGACCUCAGUAUCCCCACAGACCUAACAGAACUCAAACUUCCGACUCCCAUACGUACGGACCCGCGUACACCACCAGACAAUUUCACGUUCCUACGGCCAGUCCCAUUGGAUACACUACUUUGGACUAUGGUACCAAGUUUAGAGUGCCUGUCACAGCCAACAUAUCGAUAGGACAGAAUCAAUUCCCGGAAGGCAGCGACAUCACCAUCGCUUGCAACGUCGAUGGAUAUCCGAUUCCUCGAGUGUCUUGGUACAAGGACAACGAAUUGAUUCAUCCGAACAAUCGGAUUCAAAUUACCGAUUUGAACAGACUUGUGAUCAGCGUGGCGAAUCGAGAAGACUCCGGCCGAUAUCGUUGCGAAGCGAACAACGAUUAUUCGUCCGCCACUUCUACAGUCGACAUACAAGUUGCUGGAAUCUUCAUUCACCCGAAUUGCCAGGACAACUCGUUCUUCGCGAAGUGCGACCUGAUCGUGGAAGCGAGAUACUGCACGCACAAAUACUACGCGAAGUUCUGCUGUCGAUCGUGCACCGAGGCUGGCCAACUUCCUUCCAGAGGGCCUCAUCUGAACACGUUGAGAAGGAGGCGAAGGUACAUCCUGAAGACCCUCGUCUAAGACAGCUCUUCGUUCAUAUCCGGUGAGACCGACGAGCAAAACGAAGAACAAUUAACGAUUAACAGCUCUCUCUUGCAUAAUUUGAUUACUAUCGUUAGUGAAAUUCGACAAGUUACAAGUCAUCGACGUUGCGCCAACAAGCAAACAAGGAUUUAUAUACUGCGGAUUUUUAGGCAUGGCGAAUUUUAAGUUUUGAUACGAGAUUUCUGUCCGGUUUUCAAAUCGAUAACGAAGAGUUUAUUUGAAACACCUUGGAUGUCGCGUGUGUUGUCAGUUUGCUAAGAAAUUGCAAGAUCAAAAGGUUUAAAGCUUUCACGAUACGAGAGAUUGUCAAAUUCUGAAAUUUUGCGAUCAGUCCAAUGAAAAGAGAUGAGAUCGUGAGAUUAUUAAGAAUUGAAAACAGGAUUGUGCGGUAACAUUACAUAUACACGCGUAUACAGAGGGAAAGAAAGUGCACGAAAUGCAAAAUUGUAACUUGUCUUGAUUCGAUAAUGUUAUUAAUUAAAGUAAGUUAUUGUGCAAAAGAGGACCUGGACGCGUGAAGAAAAGAGGGAGAGAACCGGCUCUUGAACGUAUCGUUGGUAGAGAAACGGAGGAAAACGACGACGAGACCGUGUGAUCGUUCGAUUCGAUUCGAUUCGAUUCGAUUCAACGUCUCGAGCGUGUGCCGCGUGAACGUGACGUUAAUUCACUGCCAAAGCCUUAGAACGUCUAUACAUAGAUACCUUUAAUAUAUAAUUAAGCAACAGCGAGACGGAGGUGCGCGAAGAGGACGAGUCGCACGACGAGACGCAAAAGAUGACUUAUUUUCUCUCUCUCUCUCUCUCUCUCUCUCUCUCUCUCUCUCUCUCUCUCUCUCUCUCUUUUUAAUCGCUGCUGUCUCUUUUUUUCUUUCUUCAAUUUUGUUUCAACGUCGUCGUCGUUCGUCGUUGUUCGUUUUAUGUAUGUAUAUACGAUCUGACGCUAGAAUCCUAGUCGGUCGAAGCCGCAACAGAUCGAUCGAUCGAUCGGUAUUUGCUUUUCUUUUCACUUAACCCUCUAUUUCGUUCGCGUUACUGUCACGUUGGAUAUCUCGGAACGAAGCCUGGAAUCACGCGACGAAAUAUUAUAUUAGAAGCCGAAAGUUGGAGUAGAUUUAGAAAUCUGUGUAUUCAUCGGUGUUCUAAGAUACAUCGACAUUCUAUCUACUUAUUUUCCUCUAACGUAAACGAUUCGAAUGGAACCUACUACUGUCUCCAUUUAAUUCAAUUUAAGAGAUUUUAAAUCGAGAAGAAGCAAAAUCUUCCCUCUCAGUCUCGCAAAUUCUUCCGAAAUUCUUCACGCGUUUCUCUUAAAUUUUUGACAAAUGUUUCAUUCCCGAAAGAGAAAGAGAAGAGAGGAUUUUUAAGAGAGGGUCCACGCGAUCUAUCGAUCAAUUUGACCGACGCGGAUGAACGCGGAUGGAAGAGCUUCAAUCGAACAAAGAAAGUGUCGCGAGUGAACGAGUUGAGAUCCCUAUGUCUUCCUUUCUUUCUUUUCUUUCAAGUCGGAUCAACAUCUAAAGCCAAACCGAUCGAGUAAUACGAAAAAAAAAGAAAAGAAAAGAAAAGAAACAAAGAGACAGGGAAUCGGCGGGACGGGGAACUUGUACCUAUUUGUACGAAGCAUAUACGCACGUUACGUUGUACAAUAUAAAUAGUUUAUUACGCAGUACGCCAUUUAUAUACUCUAUGAUAUUGUUAUUACUUAUAUUCCUUACCGAUAUUAUUGCCAUAGCACGAAUUAUUAGCCCUCUAUCAUUGAUCGAACGACGUUUGACGAUCGUCGAUAACGCGAGGGUGCAACAUCGUAAACGACGAUAAAACUCGUCUCGCGAAGAACGAGCAAGAAGAAAUUUCGAUCGUCUCGAUUCUCCGACAAUUCCACGUAGUUUCGUUUGCGAAACUGUACUCGACAGACACCGUCGGUUAGAACAUAACGAUGAAAUUAGGAGAAGAGCACGAAAGUGUUGCAAGUUUCCAUCUAGUUGCGAACUUCGAUUGCGGAGCUUAUUGAAAGAGUGUCGAGUUUAAUGACAAAUUCAUCGAUUAUUCGAUCACGAUACGCACCUUUUUUCACCAUAUUAACGUGUUGCAUUUAUAUAUUUGUUCCUGAGCAUUUUAAUCGUAUAAUGUUAACUACACACUGUUACUAUGUAUGCUGUAUCAUCUAUCGUGGGUCCUCGUUGUUUAUCGGAAUAAGAGCGUAAGUUCUGUCGGUUCUGAACUCGCCUGAAAAUUAGUCUGAAGCUUGUUGUAUGUGUUUGAAGAUAUGUCAACGUAAUUUCUCUGAAUUCAUUAUUUGAUUGUUUCGAAAUUAAAAUUAUUCUCCCUGCACCGAUGCUUGCGUGUAAUUUUAACAAGUUACAAACGUAUCUCUCAUCGGCAAAAUUGAUCUAAAUUUCUUUACAAGGUUAAUGUAAGAAAAAAUUGUGUUUCCAAUAAUUGACAUAUGCACGUAUAAAAUAGGGGGGGAAAAAAUGCAUGAUACACGUGUCGUUGACGAAUCUUGCACGACAGACGGCUUAUUCUCUUAAUCUUGAAACACGUGGCAGAAAUAUCAGUAGCUCGUAGCUUGUCAAAAUUAUUUCCGAAGGGAAAUGUACCAAAAGCAUUUAUACAACUAUAUUAUAAAUAUUAUAUACAUAUAUGCGUAUAUAAGCGUAAGUUUCACUCGAUGAUGGAAAGAAUCCACGGAACCGUAGGGAAAACAAUGGAAAAGACAUUCUUCUUUCGUCUGAUCGUUUCAGUCACAGUAAAUGACAGUGCCUUAUUAGAAGCCCUUCGUAAAGUGUCUCGAGGAAGGAGUGCUAAAUAAAACUUUACAUACAGACUUUACCACGUUAGUGUAAAAUAAGCGGAACAGUAGCGUCUCGGAUGAUUUUUCAAUCGCAGGAAUUUAUAAUAGCCUAGAUAAAAACUAUCCCUCCGAUACAUUGAGUUUCCUUAUCCAGCGAAAAAUUCGAAACGGUGAAAAUCGUCGAAAAUUGUUGCGGCGUUGCCUCGAAGAGAAACGAGAAACGCAGUGCAAUUGAUUCUUGCAAAUAUCACGGAAUUUCGGAGUUUUUCCUCGUUCGGAGGGAUCGUAGUGAAGAAAAUGAAAAUGCAAAGAUGAAAAGAUAUUGAGUACUCUUCUCCUCCGUGCUCCUUUAGAUGGUGACCAAACUAGGACACACGACACACGAUCGUAAUAACGUAGCAACACGACAUCGUUUAGUAAAUGUAUAAAUAGCAUAAAUUCUCCUAGUUUACAUAUAGGUAUAUAUCUUACCGAUCGCAUAUCAUAACAGAAAAAAAAAAUAUAUAUAUAUAUAUAUAUAAAAAAAGGAAACAAAAAGGAACGUAGAAAAGAGUGUAUCGUCUUUAUCGAGAAGUGACGUCGAAAGGAAAGAGGAAAAGGUGUUCGGUAACGUUUGGUAGAUUCUCUCUAUAUUCUAAUAGUAAAUAAUUUAUAUUUCUACCGUGUGAUUUUUAAGUCUGUACAAUGGCCACGCAUUCACUUACACACGUUACACGCUAGACAUGUAUAUAAUUAUACCCCUGUAUUACGUGCUACACUCGUGUAAUCGAUCUAUCAUACCGGGCAUACUGCUCGGGUGUGUGAGACAGUUUUGUAAGACUCGUAGGAACGAUCGUGACCGGUUGAUUCGUCGAUCACGUCAUCGAAAGAAUAUCCUCCGGUAUAUCCGUUGCGUUUUCUGCAUAUUUCGGUAAUCUCCUCGCAAAGGUAGUCACGAUACGUAACGAUAACUAACCCUAUAGUGAUGUUUAGAAUGGCUAUGAUAGUUGUAACGAUAUUGUAAUUAUAUACGCAGAUAAUCGAAGCAUACUAAGAUAAUAUAACGCGACUAAUCAAUCCUAGUUUAAUUACAUUACUUGGAGCUUGGACCUCGUGGAUUUCAUUUUCGUAGAGAGAGACGCAAGCGCAAGUAGAAACCAUUUUAACCGAAUAAUUUUCUAUUUCUUUAACUAUAUUCCCCGUGUUUCACGAUUUUCGAAAGGUAAGAAGUUCUCUCUUUUUUUUUUUUUUCAAUUUCUGUAGGAUAACUGCUAAGCAAACAGUGUGUGGAACGUACCUCGCGUAGAAUCGACAGAGAUCAUUCCGACGAAAAUUUUUUCUCCGGCGCGUUCUUAUGUAGACUAAAGAGAAGCAAUUUUCAAGGAAAAUCGUCGACGAGUCGAUCGUGUCUACGAUUGUCGCUACGAGUGCCACCGACGACGGAUUUAAGCAUAAAUUACCAGAAGAAAAGCAAGAGGAACUUUGUCAGAAACAAAAGGGGCGAAAAAGAGAUCGAAUUGAUCGUAUAUACGUGUUCCCAGUGUAUUAUCUAUACAUGCAUAUAGCUCAUACAAACACACACAUCGCGACAGCGCUAAAGAUUUUAGUGAGUGUAUUUGUAACUCUAAGUUAUACCUUAGGUAACGAUUAAAAUAUAAUAUAAAUAUAAAUAUAUAAUUAUAUAUAAAAUAAAGGUAGAUGUAAAGGAAUACCACUAUACAAACAUUGUAUGGACAAUAAUAAUAUAUAAGAUCCUUAAAUAUAUGGUUAAACGAUUA
Messenger RNA from Frieseomelitta varia, 12645 nucleotides. RefSeq names its product papilin. Lineage: Eukaryota; Metazoa; Arthropoda; Insecta; Hymenoptera; Apidae. The coding region runs from base 185 to 8071 and encodes 2628 amino acids. The transcript has 37 exons. The record is from RefSeq and is a predicted model, not a curated record. Gene Ontology annotation, cellular component: extracellular region; plasma membrane; cell surface. Gene Ontology annotation, biological process: extracellular matrix organization. Gene Ontology annotation, molecular function: serine-type endopeptidase inhibitor activity.